Molecule: messenger RNA, 609 nt
Organism: Ascochyta rabiei
Lineage: Eukaryota; Fungi; Ascomycota; Dothideomycetes; Pleosporales; Didymellaceae
Exons: 1
Coding region: 1-609 (202 amino acids)
Source: RefSeq, a predicted model, not a curated record
AUGCAGGUUCACUGGGAUCAUGUAGGCGAGCCCCGCAAAUUUCCCACCUCUACUUUCGUCGUCGGUCAUGGAGCACUCUCACUCUUAGCUGGCACUUCCCCCAAGUUUCGCGGAAGCCCCUCUUUCUUCGAACCCGAUCUACUACCCCCAGGACGCAGCAUCGAGCUUUCCAACCCCCGGGCGCACGCAGAGAAGCAGGAUUCCGCCGUGGCGCAAGGCACGCUGAGCUUCGGCGGCCCAAGGCUUGCCCACGGAAUACUCCCACAGAUUCUCGAUCUGUUCAACGAUGGCUCGCUCCUCAUCUUCAACGCUCCGGGUCAUCUCCCGGGGCACAUCAACAUACUUUCCCGAACCGCAGACGGCCGUCGAGUCUAUCUGGGUGGCGAUUCGUGUCAUGACCGGCGACUGCUGACUGGCGUAAAGGAGAUUGGGGAGUGGACCGACGCCAAAGGGCACGUGUGCUGCAUCCAUGCUGACCGUGAGGAAGCGGGGGAGACGAUCCGGCGGACGAGAAUGCUGGAGCAGGAGGGUGUGGAGGUUAUCAUUGCGCACGAUGAUGAGUGGGAGGAUAACCCUGCGAAUAAGACUAGGUUCUUUGGAGCUGGGUGA